Messenger RNA from Thalassophryne amazonica, 1376 nucleotides. RefSeq names its product syntaxin-2-like. NCBI's taxonomy places the organism in Eukaryota, Metazoa, Chordata, Actinopteri, Batrachoidiformes, Batrachoididae. The record is from RefSeq and is a predicted model, not a curated record. The transcript has 8 exons. Gene Ontology annotation, molecular function: SNARE binding; SNAP receptor activity. Gene Ontology annotation, cellular component: presynaptic active zone membrane; plasma membrane; endomembrane system. Gene Ontology annotation, biological process: exocytosis; synaptic vesicle fusion to presynaptic active zone membrane; intracellular protein transport. The coding region runs from base 285 to 1106 and encodes 273 amino acids.
UCUGCAGGUGCGCGCUCAGGUUACAGGUGAAGCGUCCGUCUGUUAACGUGAAUAACGAACAGGAAUAACUUUCUAUGCUUAAUUAGAACCAAACGGGCCGAACUUUUAACAACAGCAGUUACUAUUAUUAUCAUUUUGUGUGUGUGUGUGUGUGUGUGUGUGUGUGUGUGUGUUUUGUACGAACAAUUCAAAAUGUCUUUUUUUUUUCUUUUUUUUUUAAAACAGAUGUGACCGCAGCAGUAUUUAACAUCCCAAAUAGUUAAUUGGUUUGUCUGCAGGAAAAAAUGGGUGAUUUGUCAGAUAAAAAUCGCAUAGAGGAUUUAUUCAAAAAGGUGCAGGAGGUAAAAAGCCUGGUAGAGAGAAUGUCCUGUAUUACAGAAGACAUGGAGAAAAUCCACACUGUCAUCCUGUCCACACCAAACCAAGAGAAGAGAAACAAUGAGCUGGAGACGCUGGACAGCGAAGCAAAAAAGACUGCAAAUGUGAUCAGAGACAAACUAGAAGACAUGCAGAAGAGUUUUCCAGCGGACGAGGACAGCAGCAGUGUUUCAGUGAUCCAUCGUAUUCAGAAGAACCAGCACUCACACCUGACUCGGUGGUUUGGAGAAGUUAUGAAGUGCUACCAUAACAGUCAAAUCUCCUUCAGAGAGAAAUGCAAAGCACAAAUUCAGAAGCAGUUGGAGAUCGUAAAUCAAAAGCCAACAGAUGAAGAAUUGGAAGAAAUGCUGCACUGUGACAAUCCUGCCAUCUUCACAUCUGAUAUCUGCCCAAACAGUCGGAUUACAGAGGCAGCUCUGAGUCAGAUUGAAUCUCGUCACCAGGACAUCAUUCGCCUCGAGUCCACCAUCAAGGAGCUGCACGAGCUCUUUGUCGACAUGGCUAUGGUGCUGGAGCUUCAGGGGGAGCUGAUGAACAACAUUGAAAAGAACGUGAGCAGCGCUGCAGAAUUUGUGGACGAGUCCAAAGACGAAACCGAAAAAGCGAUUCUGUACAAGAAACAGCGGUACAGGAUAGCAACUUUGCCAAAAUUCUUCAAACCGCUCAGGAGGCGCAGCUCCGCUAAAGAAGCAUCCGAUCGAAACCACUCAGAUUUCUAUCAUGAUUAAUGAUCCCUCCUUUAGACUGUUGAGCAAAAAUAUUAAUAAUGGAUUGAAACAUUUAUUUUUUACAGAUUUCAGACAUAACUUCUGUAACUGCAUUACAAUAAUUACAUUUUUAUUAAUUUAUUUAUUUUUAUGUUAAAAGCAAUUUCCUCUGAUUGGUCUAUUAAUCCACUCGUACUGUUAAACUGUUAAUGACCACUAGGUGGCGCGAAAACGCCACAUAACGUUUGUUCAUGUUUUGUUGCUUUGUGCUCAUUAAAAAGUCUGAAAUCA